AUGGCUACCAAGACUUUAGCCUCAUGGGCUCUGGCCCUUCACUUUACCAACCUUACCCAGCCCGUGACCGACAUGGCAGUCAAAAGCAUCUAUAACUGGGCAGGAUGUACUAUUGGUGGAUACGAUCUUCCACCAGCUGGCGUUGCCUACGAUGCCCUGUUUCCCUUACUGCCAGAAAAUGCCGGGAACUCGUCCAUUCUUGGCUCGAAUGCCUUCGUCGAUAUGCAAACGGCAGCUCUCGUGAACGGCAUAGCAUCGCACGUGGAUGACUACGACGACACACAUGCUGACACGCCGGUCCAUCCCUCGGGCCCUGUGGCGUCUGCUUUAUUGGCAGUUUCUGAAUGGAAGGCUCCUGUCUCCGGUGAAGACUUUAUUACAGCCUUUGUGGCCGGUGUGGAGGCCGAGUGCAAGCUCGGAAUUUCCGUAUACCCCGAGCAUUAUGACGUUGGUUGGCACAUUACCAGUACCACCGGCUCCAUAGGAGCGGCAGUGGCUGUUGGCAAGCUGCUCGGACUCGACCUGGAGCAGCUCCAGCAUGCGAUCAGUAUUGCCUCCGUCCAGGUUAUUGGGAUGCAUGAGUCUUUUGGGACCGACACCAAAGCAUUCCACGUCGGUCGUGCUGCACAAUCCGGCCUUCUGGCUGCAGUACUCGCGCAAAAUGGUCUUGGUGGCUCACUACAGGGAUUAGAAGCAGAACGAGGUUGGGCGAAUGUAGUGAGCACAAGCCAGAACCUCACUGAGGAGCUGUCCACACUGGGAGAUAUCUGGGAGAUUACCAAGAACACAUUUAAGCCGUUUCCGUGCGAUCGGAUUUUGCACGCUGCUAUUGAUGGAUGGAUCCAGAUCCAUGAUCAGGCAGAAGAAAAGGAUCUCGACCUCACUACGAUUGUCAAUAUUACGGCACGCACACACCCUCGCGUGCUGUUUUUGACCGACAAUCCUGAGCCGCAGACCGGACUCGAUGGAAAGUUCAGUGUUUACCAUGCCGCUGCUGUUGCAUUGCUCUUUGGAGAAGCCACGCCGAUUCAGUUCACCGAUAAAGUCGUCCAGAACUCCACUGUUGCUGAUCUACGCAAAAAGGUGCAUGUCGCUUCGGACGAUGCAAUAGCUGAGCAUGAAGCGUUUGUCACCACCGAAUUCGAGGAUGGCACUAUAGUGAAAGUCCAUGUUGAGGAGGCACUUGGCAGUAUCGGAAAGCCAUUGUCAGCAGCCCAGCUGAAGACCAAGUUCCUUGAACAUGUUGGUAAUCAUAUUGGCGAGACACGGGCCCAACAGGCUUUCGACGGUUUCUCCCAAAUUUUGAAUGCCACAGAUGUUGGACGUAUAUCGCACAGUUUCAAGGUCUAA
Messenger RNA from Aspergillus pseudonomiae, 1350 nucleotides. Its product is annotated as MmgE/PrpD family protein. The transcript has 2 exons. NCBI's taxonomy places the organism in Eukaryota, Fungi, Ascomycota, Eurotiomycetes, Eurotiales, Aspergillaceae. The record is from RefSeq and is a predicted model, not a curated record. Bases 1 to 1350 code for a protein of 449 amino acids. Gene Ontology annotation, molecular function: lyase activity.